AUGCACUAUGGCCCAAAUAAUAAACUGAUACCUAUUGUAGAAGAUUACACUAAGUCUAGUUUAUCCUCCAAGAAUGGGACACACGAGAUAUUUGAUUCGGAUGGUAAACAAAGUGUUAACUUUCACGCUCUACAGAAUACUAAGAAAUCACAAAAACAUGUUCGUGUCUCAGACACACCUGUCAAACCGGUUAGCAAUCAAGCUGCUGACUUGAUCAGGUUUGAACAGUCCAAACUACCAUGUCGAGUAAAGCCAGCCUUCGCAUUUGAACAAUAUGAAGCUGAGCCUGAUGAAUAUUUUGAUCCAGCGAGUCAGUUACUGAGCAAGAAAUCAGCUGAGCGAGUAGCGCGACGAUUCAAACACACGGGAAUACUUGAAACACAAGAAGAACGGGUGAUUCAUCUCAUGAUGAAGAUGACGAUCAUUGUGAAGAAAGAUCAACUGGAAGUGAAUCAGAUAUCAAUGAAUCUUCAAAUAUUACUGACAAAGAUUGAAAUUGAUUUACAUGGAUUAAUAAAAAAUCUCCGAUCUCUGUGUACUAGUUCACCGAAGGACAAAGAAUCUGGAAGUGAGGAUGAAGAUAUAAUCAACAACCAAGUACCUCUUCAAUUACCUUUUAGUACGUUUGGUGUUAGUGGGGCUCGAUUAACACAUCUUUUUGCUGAGCUUCGUGAACGAGCUAAUCUUGAUCUCUUUCAAGUACCACAGACUACUAACAAUUUAAAUCCUGUUUCUGGGAGUAGUGGAAGUAAUACCACUAGCAACCCAGCUCAGUCUUCUUUAUUUGAUGCAGAUGCUUUAGCUGAUGAGUUGGAACGACAUGAAAGAAUGCUAAAGGAAUUCGAUGAUUUCUUAUCAGAUUUUCAAAAUAUUGAACCAUUCGGUAUUGUUCGUCCAGCUGUACCAACUGAGGCUGCUAGACAACAGCCUAGUGGCUGUGUUACUGUUGUCGGUAGUAAUAAUGUUACUACUGCUACAGCUCUACUGACAACACGAACACCUCAUCCUGUUAGUGAAAUGUAA
Heterobilharzia americana is the source of this 1023-nucleotide messenger RNA. NCBI's taxonomy places the organism in Eukaryota, Metazoa, Platyhelminthes, Trematoda, Strigeidida, Schistosomatidae. The record is from the annotation of a GenBank genome assembly.